This is a messenger RNA of Colias croceus (clouded yellow), 630 nucleotides long. RefSeq names its product nucleoside diphosphate kinase (gene awd). NCBI's taxonomy places the organism in Eukaryota, Metazoa, Arthropoda, Insecta, Lepidoptera, Pieridae. The transcript has a single exon. The record is from RefSeq and is a predicted model, not a curated record. Gene Ontology annotation, molecular function: nucleoside diphosphate kinase activity. Bases 105 to 566 code for a protein of 153 amino acids. Gene Ontology annotation, biological process: UTP biosynthetic process; GTP biosynthetic process; CTP biosynthetic process.
ACAAUUUCCUCUUCCUAUUCUGUCACUGACCGGCUGUCGACGACGUUGUACUCCACAUUGCCGUCGGUAUUUUUGAUAACCUUUAAAUUUUUACUUCUUCAAAUAUGGCAGAACCACGUGAAAGAACCUUCAUCAUGGUAAAACCCGAUGGCGUACAGCGCGGUCUCGUCGGCACCAUCAUUGAACGUUUCGAAAAGAAAGGCUUCAAACUGGUAGCUCUGAAGUUCGUGUGGCCCUCAGAGGAACUUCUGCAGAAACACUACAGCGACCUUUCUGAGAGACCUUUCUUCCCCGGUCUAGUGAACUACAUGAGCUCUGGUCCCGUCGUGCCCAUGGUAUGGGAAGGCCUUAACGUAGUUAAAACUGGACGUCAAAUGCUCGGUGCUACAAACCCAGCUGAUUCUUUACCCGGUACUAUUCGUGGUGAUCUCUGCAUUCAAGUUGGCCGCAACAUUAUCCACGGAUCCGACGCCGUAGAGUCUGCUAAAAAGGAAAUUGCUCUCUGGUUCACUGAAAAGGAACUGGUUGGCUGGACCCCAGCUGCUGAGAACUGGGUUUACGAAUAAGUUAUUUAAAUGUGUUAUUCCAAUUAUCAUGUAAGCUUCACUCAAUAAAAUAUUAUAAAUUAUA